AGCCAAGGUUGUGGAGGAUACAGCGGAGAAGUGAUCCAACAUAGUAGAAUGUUGUCGCUUUUUCUUGCUGCUUCUCCAUCUAGCGGAUGAAUUAGAAGCAACCGUUGCUGGGGGCACAUUCAGUGCAAAUAAGUGCUGCUUUGAGAAAGAAAGCCACCUUUCCUAUCAAUUUUGUUUCUUCACCGUAUCUUGCUUAGGUAUCGGCACCUGACUAGAAGUUUGUUUGGACUACUCCCUUUUUUUUUUUUUUUUUUUGGGUCAAACUACUCCCUUGUUAACUUGGUAUAUAAUAUUAGAAUGAUUAACCCUGCCAGUGACAUUACACUGAUAGAUAAAGAUGAGAUAAGUAAAUAUCUGUAAGAAUAGGUUAUGGACUUUUUUCCAGAUGUUAUUCAGUAUAGAUCCAAAACUAAACCAUCAGAACAUCAUGGUUUUUACAGUUAGAAGUUCAGCUAGCUGUGAUUUUUACCAACCAGCAUUGGAGGAUAUUGUUUGCUGGUUGAGUCAGGAGAUGGAAAAUGCAGUGGCAUGUCAAUCUCGUGCUUCAGGUGUUAGAUCUGUCUUUGAAUCGAUGACAGCCCAUGCUACAGAGAUUUCAACUUCUGGUCGUGUUUCUUGCAUGACUUUUGUUGAAAUAUCACUUCUGAAGGUUAACAGGAAAUUGAUGAUGAUGAUAUUGAUGGAAACAUUGCUUACCUCUCCAGAAGCAAUAUUGAAUUUCCUCAGUUGACAGGCCUAGAAGAAACAAUUUCUUG
This is a messenger RNA of Rhodamnia argentea, 755 nucleotides long. RefSeq lists its product as uncharacterized. The transcript is spliced from 4 exons. The coding region runs from base 386 to 730 and encodes 114 amino acids. NCBI's taxonomy places the organism in Eukaryota, Viridiplantae, Streptophyta, Magnoliopsida, Myrtales, Myrtaceae. The record is from RefSeq and is a predicted model, not a curated record.